This is a messenger RNA of Macrobrachium nipponense, 2864 nucleotides long. RefSeq lists its product as uncharacterized. Gene Ontology annotation, cellular component: endoplasmic reticulum; plasma membrane. NCBI's taxonomy places the organism in Eukaryota, Metazoa, Arthropoda, Malacostraca, Decapoda, Palaemonidae. The transcript has 16 exons. Gene Ontology annotation, molecular function: flavin adenine dinucleotide binding; acyl-CoA dehydrogenase activity. The coding region runs from base 408 to 2717 and encodes 769 amino acids. The record is from RefSeq and is a predicted model, not a curated record.
AUGUGGCCUGUGGCUAGGCAGAGGCUGGCCAGGAUGGUGGCCGAUCUAAUCUGUAAAAGGAGGAAUGUACAGAUUCAUCAUUUUUAACUUCCCUGGAGACUGAGAGUUCGGGCGACAGCUUAAGAAUGCUGAUGACACUUUUUUGGGUGGUGCGAUGUUAAAGUUCCUUACGUAAGCAUAUCAGUGCCAUGAGAGAUUGUCCAAGGUGACUUUGAAACCAGUUGAAAGUAGUUUCAGGGCGUUGAUGAAGAGUCUGGAUUCAUGUGUAUGUGUACGAGCUAUGUCCGUUCAUAACGGCAGGUAUUAGGCAGAACAAUGGAGACAGUUACGGGGAGAAAAGGCAGGAUGCUGGGAUAGCUCUGCGAAAGUUUAUCUAUUUCAGUGUGUGAUAUUCCAAGCUGCAAUGGAUGGCGAAGAAGUGGGGUCGCGGGGAGUUUUGGGGUCUGGGGUCCGACUACGACCCGGACUGGGUCCUGACGGAGGAACAGAAGAAGUUGAGGGAUGACCUCAUCGACCUCUGCAGAAGGAAGAUACGACCUCUGUCAGUCGAGUACGACCAGAACUACACCUUCCCUCGUGAGUCGAUGAACGCCUUGGCGGAGCUGGGUCUCUUGGGGCUUGUCGUUCCCAAGGAGCUGGGUGGGAGGGGAGAGAACCAUGUGUGUAUGGCCAUGGUGGUUGAGACCAUCGCCAGAUAUGGUUGUCCCUCUACUGCUAUGGUAUACACUAUGCAUCUGUUGGCCACUUGCAUUAUCACCACAAAAUACCACGACAGUCUGGAGAUCCGUCAACUCUUGAGUCGCCUUGACCGGGACAAAUUGGUGGGGACCACUGCAUUUUCAGACCCAGCCACAGGUGGACACUUCUGGUACCAAAUCUCUUGCAAAGCAAGGAUGGUGGACGAAGAUACUAUGCAAGUCUUGAAGUACGGUUCCUGGUGCACCAGCGCUGGUCAUGCCGACUGGUACACCAUUAGCAUCAACAGCCCAGAUUUUGAUGGAGAUCACACCGAUCUGGCUCUUCUCAUAGCCUACGCGGAUGAAGUCAGGGCAUACAACGAUGAAUGGAAGGCUUUGGGAAUGCACGGGAAUAUGUCUGGGCCUGUCAUCGUGGAGGGGAAAUUCAAGACACAGCGAAUUGUUGGGAAAAUGGGCAAAGAAACUAAGCUGAUUAUAGAGGAGAUCGCCCCCCUAUUCGGCCUAGUAACCGCUGGCUGCUGGAACGGCAUCUCCAUGGGGUGCAUGGACCUGGCCAAAAAGCACGUCACCCGGAAGGCUCACGCCGACCUCGGUCUGCGCAUCUGCGAUUAUGCCACCAUACAGGACUACUUCGGGGAGAGCCUUGCCCAAACCAGCGCCUCCAGACUGCAGACUUUCCUGAUGGCUCAACGCCUGGAUCAGGUGACAGGCAACUGCGACUGGGAGAAGCACAGCGACCCCAAUUAUACGCCAAGACUACAUAAUGAAGUUUGGCUAUGGCAAGUCAAAUACAUCGCCGCUCAUACGGUUUACCAAGUUUCAGACAGAAUGUUGCAGGCCUGUGGAGGAACGGGUUAUAAGACUGAGAUGGGCCUUGAGCGCCUUCUGCGAGAUGGAAGAGCAGGUUGGUUGAUGUCGCCUUCCAAUGAGUUCCUCAGGUCCAUAAUUGGCAAAGUCGGGCUUAUGGGCAUCGAUUCUUUUGAUCCAUGGGAACAAUCUGCCAACGAUCGAGUAAUCCACAACGAGGUCCAGAAGCUGAGCCUCGAGCAGAAGAGGGAACUGGCCCAGAGUCUGCUGGACGAAGUCGCUGCCAACGAAAAGGGCAAAGUGGCCAAACAUCCCUUCCAGGACACAGACUUUGAGAACCCCUCCAAUACAUGUCCCCCAGCUGCCUGUGACAAGGGAGUCGAGUCAGCCGAUGGAGUUCGUCACGAGGCAGCAAUGAGCCCGGAUUCUUGGAUCACAGCAAAGUUGCUGACUUUCACCAGAAUUGGCCAAACGAUGGGCGCCUUCAAGUUCUCGCUUCCAAAGGACACCGACCAUACAGGAUGUAAGGCCGGGCAGUAUGUAGCAAUCAAAGUUACCGCAGGCGGAAGGGACCAUAUCCGCUACUUCUCACCCGUUUCUUGCCCAGAUGAUUAUGGCCAUAUCGAUUUAGUGAUGAAGUUCGAAACUCAAGGAAUUAUGUCCAAAUAUUUCUCGUCCUUGAAACCAGGCGACGCAGUCCUGAUCCAGGGUCCCUGUGGAGGCUUCGAGUAUGACCCGAACAAGCUGGACCAACUGACCCUCGUGGCCUCUGGAGGAGGAAUCACACCUGGACUGCAGCUCAUCAGGUCCAUAAUAAAAGAUCCAAAGGACAAGACGAAAAUCAAAUUGCUCUACCACUCGGAGACCCUCGACGAUGUUCUCUUCAAGAAGGAACUGGAUCACUUCGCCGCCCAGGACGAACGUCUUCAGAUUGUCUACACUCUGGGAUCUGCCCCAGAGGACUGGGAGGCAGAGGAAGGAUUUAUUGAUACACAGAUGAUUGACAAACACGUCCCAAAGCCCAAUGGCUUGAAACAGAAGAUCGUGAUGUGUGGAGGCCCCACGAUGGUCAUUUCGUGCCUGCACUCUCUGAAGUCGCUGCGUUUCCCGUCUCAGGACAUCUUCGUCUACGGACCCUUCGGCACCGAGCUCGUCAGGUCUGUGUUUGGGAGAAACACGAAACUUUCGGGGCAUUCCUGUAGCGACCUCUAGUGGAGGGGAUCACUCGAAGAAGAAUUCUGAAAUGUCUCCUUCUAGCGAAUACAAAGAAUACUGUACGAGUAAUCAAUGUUGGGUUUUUUCAAUUCUUUUGUAUUAAUCUGUCAAAGAAUUGUAACGAUAAAGUUUGAUGCUCUACUU